This is a messenger RNA of Eriocheir sinensis (Chinese mitten crab), 411 nucleotides long. RefSeq names its product nuclear pore complex protein Nup58-like. The record is from RefSeq and is a predicted model, not a curated record. The transcript has a single exon. The coding region runs from base 1 to 411 and encodes 136 amino acids. NCBI's taxonomy places the organism in Eukaryota, Metazoa, Arthropoda, Malacostraca, Decapoda, Varunidae.
AUGUUCACGUCCACACCAAGAAAAGGUCGUGCCUCUGCCACAACCUCUGCUGCUAUCCCUGCUGCCAGUACCUCUGCUGCUGUCCCUGCUGACCCUGCCACUAUCUCUACUGCUGCUGAUCCUGCCACAACCUCUGCUGCUGUCCCUGCUGCCAGUACCUCUGCUGCUGCUCCUGCCCCUGCAACUUCCGCUGCUGCUGCUGCUGCCACCCCUGCCAGGGGUGUACGAAGGGGAAGAGGCCUCCAGGAGGCUGAUGUUCCACCUGUCGUCGACUUCAACAGGACGACCAUUUCCUCCAGAAACAAUUUUAGGUGGAGCUGUCAACCUCAGCACAGUCAUGCACACAGGAGGUUGUCAAAAACAUCAUGGGAAGAUAUACUCCAGGGCCAGCUCAUGAGGCAAGGGGUGUAG